Molecule: messenger RNA, 1089 nt
Organism: Paramecium sonneborni
Lineage: Eukaryota; Ciliophora; Oligohymenophorea; Peniculida; Parameciidae
Source: the annotation of a GenBank genome assembly
AUGUAAUUAACAAACGGAGACCUUUUAAUUAUUCAACAGUUUUCAGAUCAAACUGUAGGUUAAAUUUUAAAAUAUGAUUUUCUUUCUGAUUAAUUCAUUCAAUUUUAAACUUUUUCUUUUCCUUUGAAAAAUGAGAUUAUUAGUGAAAUAAAUAUUGUUGCUAAUAUUCUUUUAACACAAACAAGCUUAUAAUUUUAUAUUUUUUGCAUAAAUGAAGACUUUAUCAGAUAGAUUUAUUAAAGCAAAAUAAAAAUUAAUGUAGCAUUUAUUUAAAACACUUUAGAAGAAUAUCUUAUAUAAAGUGAAGAUACAGAAUUUUUUAUAAUGAAACAUUGUUAUUUAAACUAAAAUGAAAUAUCCUUUAUAAACACCUAUCAUUUAUCAAAAGCGAAAAUACUACAAUCAUUUUAAGAAUUAACUUCAAUCUAUUUUAAUGUAGAAUUGCAAAAUAAUUUACAAAUUAAAAUAAAUAACUCUGCUAAAAACAACAUUUAUAUAACAAUAAAUUGUAUAUUUAGUUAUCAAAAUUUUCUUUUUUAUGUCAAAGUUUAAUUAAAUACUGUAUAAACCACUUAUGAAUUAAAUAUUUAAAAAAUUCUUAGACAUUAUGAGCGCAUAGAGAAUUUUUUCCAUAUUAAUGAAUAUUUAGCUAUAAUUAGUAAUUAUUAAAAUCAAUAUAUAUAUGAUUUAAAGCAAGAAUAAUAUUUUUAUGAUCCCAUUUAUUAAAUGGUUACUAACCAAAUUAUUCUCUAAGAUUAUAAUAAUACACAUUUUUUUUUAUUUAAUUUGACAGAGAAUAAGGCAUAUAUAGUUGAAAUUGGGUAUGAAAUUAAUAUUUAAAGUAAAAAAAAAUCUUAGGACUGUUUAUUGAUUGCAAGAAAUGAAAUAUCCCAAGCUGAGAUUAAUGUAUUCAUUUAAUAAGAGGAACUUAGCUUUAAAUAAUAAUAUGAUAGAGGUAUCAUAAUAUUAUUAAUAAUUAUAAUAACCAUAACUAUUUUAUUAAUUUUUAUAUUUAGAAGGAAUAAAUUAAAGUAACAUAAAUUACAAUCAUUUAAACUAAACAUAUCAAUGGAUCAAUCUAGAUAAUGA